Myxocyprinus asiaticus (Chinese sucker) is the source of this 2234-nucleotide messenger RNA. RefSeq names its product eukaryotic translation elongation factor 1 epsilon 1 (gene eef1e1). The transcript has 4 exons. Gene Ontology annotation, cellular component: aminoacyl-tRNA synthetase multienzyme complex; nucleus; cytoplasm. Gene Ontology annotation, biological process: positive regulation of DNA damage response, signal transduction by p53 class mediator. Bases 28 to 549 code for a protein of 173 amino acids. NCBI's taxonomy places the organism in Eukaryota, Metazoa, Chordata, Actinopteri, Cypriniformes, Catostomidae. The record is from RefSeq and is a predicted model, not a curated record.
GUUCCGUUGGUUUCCGGUGUUAACAAGAUGGCGCUGCGGGAGCUGAGCUCGCUGGAGAAAUGUUUAGGAUUGAAGAAGCCCAAUAAAUACAGCACACAGGGAGACAAAAAGGUCCCUGUUCUCCAAAACAUCAAUGGACCAUCAUUGGUUGGUCUGGUCACCAUAGCGACCCAUCUGGUCCAUGAAGCUAAGAGAGCAGAGCUAUUAGGGGCCAGUGCUGAGCAGAGAGCUGUGGUGCAGCAGUGGCUCGAGUACAGAAUCACCCGACUGGACAGCUAUUCUAAAGAUGAGCUCAAACUUAUACUGAAGGAACUUAACCAGUACCUGGAGGACAAAGUUUACGUGGCUGGGAACGUCUUCACCCUGGCAGACAUUCUCCUGUACUAUGGGAUUCAUCACAUUAUUGUGGAUUUGGCCAUACAGGAGAAAGAGCAUUAUCUGAACGUCACCAGAUGGUUUGAUCAUAUCCAGCAUUAUCCAGGUGUACGACACCAUCUGCCUCCUGUGGUGGUUCUGAGGAACAGAGUUUACCCAAGUGGUCACUACUGAAACCCUUCAUAACUUCAUUCUUUAUUGUUAAAUAAGCCAGACCUUGAGGCCACCAUAUCAUCCCCCAGCUGACAAACAGCUGUCCCAUUGGGUUAGGUGUAACACCCCAAACCUGAUGUUUGUCCAACUGGUCAGGACAAGUAAAGCAGUCUUUUGUGUUUUUUGUUUAGAUUUCUUUUACUUUUUUUUUUUUUUUUUUUUUUUUUUUUUUUGGGGUGGGGGGUUUCUCUGUUUUGUGUGUGCUGUCAGGAAAAUAAUGCUGGCUGGUCUUUGUUUGUUUUUUUUUAUAUUUUGUUGUUUUUGAUGUAAUUUAUUUUAUUAUUAUUUUUUUUGUUGUUCUGUGUUGGUUUUUUUUUUUUGUUUUGUUGUUUCUUAAAGGAAGGUUUGUUCCAAUUGUGUGCUUCGAGGUACUUACCAGGGACUUAAAACGAAAUGUUUUUAAAAUGACAAUACUCUGAGCUAAGGGGUGGGUGAAAUUCCAACUGCAGUGUUGCCAGAUCUCACAAGAGAAAUAAGCAACCUGGUCUGGAAAAACAAGCCUUCAGUAUUUAAUUUUUUUUCCUGUGUGGUGGAUUUAUCAGCAUAGAAAUCAUAACCCGGCAUGCAUCAGAUCUGUAUUAAUAUAUCAUAUCUAACAGUAAUUCAGUGAAGACUUGAAAACAUCUGAGAAAUGUACUUUUUACAUCUAAUAAUGUUUUAAAAUUAUAAUUAUACAUCGUUGUUAUGUUAUAAAGGUCUUCAUUCACAGAAUGCAACAUCCACAAUGGGCAAUUAGGCAAAUAAAUGUGUGAUGCAGCAGUUUCCUUCAGGAUCAAAGCACGUUUCAUUUUUUCAGACAGCAUGAAGAGGUGUAGUUCCAAAAAUGUACUGUGAUAAACCCUUUAGUUAAAAAAAAAUUAUCUGAACUAAAUUAACCAGUUAUCAGCAUUUAAAAAUAAUGUUUUCACUCCAGAACAACUGAAAAUCACAUUGUUGCAGUUUUUGGUUACAUUCUGCUACAAAUUCAGUUUUCGUUCCUUGAACCGUUUUUAGUCCCUGGUACAAUCUCCAAAGUUGCUUAUUGCAAAGAGUUUAACUCUAAUAACGUGAAUAUUUAAAUCUAUAAUUAGUAGAUUGAAUGUAGUCUUUAAUAAUCAUGAAAUAUGGAAUGUUCAGUUUGGCCCUCAUUGUUGUGCUGCAAAUGAUCAUAUUUCUCUCUUCCUUCAGUUGAUAUUUUCCUCUGCUGUUUGUCGCUUAUGGUCUCAGUGUUGGUGUGGGCAGUAGACUGGGCUUUGACAGCAUGUCAUGUUUGUGCUCGGGGGCAGCAGGCAGACGACCAGCUAUAGCCGCACUGACAGCUCUGGUGUGCUUUGAUCCUCAUGUGCUCUUCAUUCCAUCCACAGCCUGUGUCACUCAAACCAAAAUUCUCCUGCACUGUGCCUUUAUUUAGACACAAGUGCAAACACUGCAAAAAAUCUAUUUCUUAAUAAUAAUAAUAAAUGAUUAAGAAAUAGUCUUGUUUUCCAAUAAAAAGAUAUAAAUAUAAGAAGCAAUACUGUGUAAGAUAAGACAUGUUUUCAGAAAAUAUAUCUUGGAUUUUGAAAAUAUCUUCUUUAAGAAUGAACCACACUAAAUUGUUUCAAAAAAAAAAAAAAAAAAAAAAAUAUAUAUAUAUAUAUAUAUAUAUAUAUAUAUAUAUAUAUUUG